AGAAGAAGAAGCUUUAUUGAUUUCGCCUCCAAGCUUUCUUAGCCUAGCAUCUAAGUCUUAUUUUCAGCUUUAACUGCAGACGGAAAGUCGAAAGUUUACCGGUCAGGAUGGGAGUACCGAAAUUUUACCGAUGGAUUUCAGAGCGCUAUCCUUGUCUCAGUGAAGUUGUGAAGGAACAUAAGGUCCGCCAAAGAAGCAGAGGAGAAGAUAAAGAAAGCUCUGGAGAAAGGAGAGGUGCUUCCUACAGAGGCUCGCUUCGACUCCAACUGUAUCACUCCUGGCACUGAUUUCAUGGCGAGACUACAGGAGCAGCUGAAGUACUUUGUUCACAACAAGCUCUCCACGGACAAAUUAUGGCAGAAUGUGAAAGUCUACUUGUCUGGUCACGAAACACCAGGUGAAGGAGAACAUAAAAUCAUGGAGUUUAUUCGUUCUGAGAACGCCAAACCCAAUCAUGAUCCCAACACUCGACAUUGCCUGUAUGGUCUGGAUGCUGACCUGAUGAUGUUGGGUUUAACCAGCCACGAGCCAAAUUUCUCCCUGCUCAGAGAAGAAGUCCGAUUUGGGGGGAAGAAAUCCCAAAAAAGGUUUUCCAUUCCUCUGAAGAAAUUUUUCAUUCUACAAACUGUACGUGUAAUCUCUGUUUUGAUUCUGUUUGUGGCUGUUUUCCAGAGUCACCUGGGCUCUGAUUAUGACCUGGAGCGAAUAAUAGACGACUGGAUCCUGAUGGGCUUCCUUGUAGGAAAUGAUUUCAUCCCUCACCUCCCUCAUCUUCACAUUAAUCAUGAUGCUUUGCCGCUGCUGUACAGGACUUACAUCAGUGUGCUGCCAAGUCUGGGAGGUUAUCUGAAUGAAAACGGCCACUUAAACCUCAGAAACUUUGAGAAAUACCUGGAGAAACUCUCUGAGUUUGACCGGGAACAUUUCAGAGAGGUGUUUGUGGACUUGAAGUGGUUUGAGAGUAAAGUAGGUAACAAAUACCUGAACGAGUCGGCCGGGCUGGCAGCUGAGGAGGGAGCUGGCAACAAAAGAAGAGAGGACCCUGCUCUUCAUCUUAUGGCCCUGACCUCAGCUCAGAAACUGACGGGAGAAGAGAAAGAAGCGCAGGGCGAUGACGAGGAAGAGGAGGACGAUUUGUUUGAGACUGAGUUCAGACAGUAUAAACGCACCUACUACAUGACUAAGAUGGGUGUGGAUGUGGUGUCUGAUGAGUUCCUAGCCGAGCAGGCCCAGUGCUACGUGGAAGGUAUCCAGUGGAUUCUUCACUACUAUUAUCAUGGAGUUCAGUCCUGGAGCUGGUACUACCCAUACCACUAUGCCCCAUUCCUGUCUGACAUCAAGAAUAUCUCGGAGUUAGAGCUGACCUUUGACCUUGGGGAGCCCUUCAUGCCGUUCCAGCAGCUGUUGGCAGUCCUGCCCUCUGCCAGCCAGUCUCUGCUGCCUGAAUGCUACAGGGGCUUGAUGACCAGCACAAACUCCUCCAUCAUUGAGUACUAUCCUGUCGACUUCAAAACUGACCUCAAUGGCAAGCAGCAGGAAUGGGAAGCUGUGGUGCUCAUUCCGUUUAUAGACGAGAGGUGCCUGCUCGCAGCCAUGGAGCCCCACACUCCCAAUCUGACAAAGGAAGAGAAGGCCAGGAAUCGGCAUUCGGAGUGUGCCGUGUACUUUUACGACCCAGAUAUAGACUUCGUGUACACCUCCUCCCUGCCUCAGCUGUUUCCCAACAUCCCCCACUGCCACGUCAGGAAAGCAAACAUCCCCAUGGAUGCUUGGAAAGUUCAUUUGGACCACGUCAGCAAGCGUGCGGACCGCUCCACUCUCUACUUCUGUGGCUUCCCCACUUUACACCACAUCAAACACAAGUUUUAUAAGAAGAAAAACGGGGUGGUCGUCUUCCAGCAGAGCAGUAGAGGCGAGAACAUGAUUUUGGAAAUUCUUCCCAGUCAGGAAGGAGAAAUGAUGUGUGACGAUGUUGCUGCUCAAGUGCUGGGGAAGCCUGUGUUUGUCAACUGGCCCCAUCUAGAGGAAGCUCGCAUCAUUGCCGUUUCAGAUGGAGAAACCAAAUUCGCUCUAGAUGAACCUCCAGGAGUCCAGCGAGUGUAUGACAGGCCGUCUACACCUCCUCCCACUAAAGUCUCCUUUUUGACUGACAAGGAGCAAAAAGAAUGGGUGAAAGAAGUCCAGGGGAUCACCGAACAUUUCUUGAAGAGAAAAGGCAUCGUCGUGAAUGAGACGGACGUGCUUUUGUACGGCCAGAUGCUGACAGGAAGAAAAUACAUUCCUAAAGCAAACGGAGUGGUGGAACUGGAGAAACAGUGGGCCAAACAGAUUCUCCCUUUUGCAUAUCAGACUGUGGUGAAGGACAUCAAGGCUUUCUACUCAUCUCUGACCUGCUUCAGUAGCCUGGACGAGCUCUUUCCUCCAACAACCACCGUCUUCAUGGUGGGAACGCCGUACUACGGUUCUAUGGGAGAGGUUCAAGAUUCUCAAGAUGUGAUUAAUGACGGUCGGAUCAGAGUGGUGUUCAGUGUGCCUCACGAGCCGCAAAUGGAGCACCUAAUUCAGAAUCAACACAAAUACUCUGUCAAGUACUGUCCCGGCUACGUUCUGGCUUCCCGUCUGGGCAUCAACAGCUAUCUUGUUUCUCGCUUCUCAGGCAGCAUCUUCAUUGGCAGAGGCUCCAAAAGGAAUCCCUGUGGGGAGCAAAGGACAAAUGUUGGGCUGAACCUGAAGUUCAACAAGAAGAAUGAGGAAGUUCCUGGGUACACCAAGAGAACAGAGAAAGAGUGGCAUUACUCUGCUGCUGUCGAGGAGCUGCUCGCUGAGUACCUGGACAGGUUUUCUGAAGUAUUUGACGCAGUGUCCAGAAACUCUCAUGAUGAUGUUUUUUAUGAAGAUGACAUCUGGCCUGGAGAGGACCAGAAUGGGGCAGAGAAGGUAGCUGAAAUCACCUCAUGGUUGAAAAGUCACCCAGUCAGCUCCAUCAGCAGGGCAUCAUGCGACCUCCAGGUGCUGGAUGCCGCCAUCGUGGAGAAGAUCGAGGAAGCAGUGGAGAGGUCCAAGGUGAAGAAGGGCACCAAGAAAGUCCGUGUGACUGUGAAGCCUCAUCUCCUUUUCAGGCCCCUGGAGCAGCAGCAGGGCGUGGUUGCAGACCCCAACGCAGAGUAUCGUCUGUUUGACAGAGUCGUCAACAUCAGGGAGAGUUUCACUGUCCCGCUGGGACUCAGAGGGACAAUCAUCGGCAUCAAAGGAGCGGAGCGUGAGGCAGAAGUUCUCUAUGAAGUGCUGUUUGAUGAAGAGUUUGCUGGAGGUCUAAACAUCAGGUGCGYGUCUCCUCGUGGUUACCGCGUCCCGCCCUGCGCUCUCAUCAACCUUUCCCACGGAACUCGGAUCGAUAACACUUCCCACAAACUCACCGCCAUCGUCAAGCCCCAGCCCGCCGCCAGCGUCGGCUUCAACUCCCACCGUCAGCUGGCAGGCCUCAACCACUCGCCUCGCUCACCGUUCAUACCCACGCAACACAACAACAAGCAUGUCGGGAUGAAGGCUGCAUCACAGGGCAACAGGAACUCUCCCCCUAAAGUUCCCAACCAGAAACAACAACAAACAAAGACUAAAGAGGAGUACAGUAAUGUGUGGCAGUCUCUACAGAAGACAGGUGCUCCUAACAAACCUCCUGCUCUGUGGCACAAUAGUGAAGGAAAUUUCCAACAGGGCAGCAAAGAAACCCAGGUUGGAGUCAUCAGGUUAUUGAAGAAAAAUGAAGAUGUCAACUCCUUUCUCCCCACACAGAGYGCUUCUAAUAAGGGUACAACUGAAUUUGAAGACCUCAUCGCAAGUUUAAAGAUAUCCAAGGAAAGCCAGCAAACCUUGCCACCACCUGCACCCCCACAGGAACCGAACAGCCAGACAGAUGGUCCGCUGUCACCGCAGUCCUUUGCUAUGAAAGGAACCAUGGUGCUGAAGGAGAUGCUUAAGAUCGACAGCACAGGGUCUCCAUCAGAGUCGACAAACACUGCCCCCUCUGCUGGCCAGCAGCAGAGCAGAAGACGAUCGUCCAAGAAACUCGCUGCCCAGAUGAGUGAGCCUCACGAUGAAGCGGUUCUAACAGCCUCUCCAGCACCAGCUGCCAACUCUGCUCUGACCAGUAAAGUGUCGGAGCUGGCCCGUGUGUGUGUGGGGCUGGGGAUGACACCUCCCGAUUUUAGCUUCAUGCGCAACAGACAGGGUCUGGUGGUGUGUCAGGUGAAGCUGUCCAAUGGGUUGAUGGUUCAUGGUCCACAGUGCCAGUCAGAAAGUGAUGCCAAGGAGAAAGCUGCUUUCUUUGCACUACAAAGACUGACAACACUGGGGUCUGGAUUCCCCCUCCCACCUCCGCUGUACACAGGAGUGUCUCAGAUACGACCCCCACCUUUAGGAGCCUUGACGCCUGUUUUCAACCACCAAGGUGGUAUUUUGCUGCCCCCCCAGGGAUUUGCUCCACCAUCUCUUUGGGGAAUGACCCUGCCUCCCCAGCACCACCCGAACCAGCCGUUCUACGGAGCCGCAGGAACCUUCCCCGGCGCUGCCCGCCCACAGCCCGCAACCAGCCUGCCUAUUGGCUCGCACAACCAGUUCAUCCCGUUACAGGUGACUAAAAAGCGAGUGUCGGCCAACAAAAAGCACCAGGACACUCAGGAGUUUUACAACGCGGCCGAAACCGUUGCCAAAAGCCAGUCCCAGAAAACCCAGAGACAGAACUCCGGCGCGUCGCAAGUUCACAGCGAACCGCAAAAUGUCAUCUUCAACCAGCCGCACCACCAGGAGCCCAGCAACGGUCCCUGCUCGUCCAGUCCCAGUCUGCCGGACGGCGUCGCCACUGCGACAGCUCACACACCGCCUCGACAAAGCAAGCCUGCAGCUGGCCACGCCCCUGGCUCCGCCUCCAAGAGGAAGCACAGAAAGCUGGCUGUUAAUUUUGAGGCGGCUAAAGUGUCACAGUGAGCUGCGUGUGUGUGUGUGUGAGAACAGAAGUGUGUGACAUUUUGAUGCUGCUUUUCUUUUAGUUSGACCCAGACUGUGAUUAAAACCUCGUCAGUGUUUCUGAGCAGAGAGCAGGCGAGUCAACAGAACCGGAAUUUCUUUUUCUUUUUUUUUUUUUAGCUAAACAACAAAAAUAUCUUUUCCUACCAUCUGCCUUUAACACAUGGAGAGCACGGGCCUUCCUGUAUUUCACUGUCUGAGAAGUGCUGCUUUUCCUCUGAGGUGAUUUAGGAAGCUAAGAUAUGUCUGUUGAUGGUUUAAAAAGCGAGGUGCAUUCUGGGAGGCAUGUUUUUCAUUAACUCUUAGGUCGUAUUGAAGACUUACUCCUCUUGAUUAAAGUCCUUCUAAUUUAAACAUCAUGUAUAGUUCACCUGAUGGAGAGAAAUAUUACCAAAAAAAAAAACAAAUAUUUAAUUGUUACCUAGAUGUUAUUUUUUAUCAGUUUUGAUAAUUUUGUUCUUAUCGAGUUAAUGCUGAGGUUCAUGAACACACAAACAAAUUUACUCCAAAUAUCUAGAAGGGUAGAAAUCACAAAAACAAAUGCCCUUUUUAUUAAAUCUGUUUGGUAAUUUCCUGUUUAAUAGUCUGUUUAAUUUAGUUUUAAGUCUAUAAAACAGAAGAGAAUAAAAAUACCUUUUAAAAUUUGGCAACAUUUAUUAAAAUCUCUGUUCAUUAGCUCGUGUAUUUAAUUUAUCUAAUAUAAAGAAAUAAAAUUAAAAUGAAGAAGGAAAUGUUUAUAAAAGCACAACCUGUCAUCAAUCUGAUUCAGUGCUGCUGGGAGGUACUUUGAUAAAAACAGCUGUAUUAGUUUGAUGUAAUGAUACCGGUAUAAACCACUCUUUUCAUUACAUUGAUGGAAAAAAUUGUUUCCCUGGAGGAGCUGACCCAAAACCGAAAAACGUUAUUAUUAUUAUUAUUUAAUUUUUUUUGUCAUUAAGGUAAUCAUUGUUUAGAAAAGAUCCAGUAAAAAUGCAUUUUAGCCAGCUUGUUAGGAGCAGAGUGAAGUUUUGGUUCUUGCAAGGGACUAAAACAUGCACGUCUCAGAUGCAUCAAGUAUUUUUCUUUUCUUUCGGCUGGACAAAUAAUUAUGUGCAGCAAUUUGUCUCCACUAACUGUCCUGACUCUGAACACCACGGAAAGAUUUAAUAUCCAGCCAGAAACUCUUACUUCAGUUAAUCAUUCGAACAUUUGCCUUCUGUUCUGACUGCGUUCCUCCAGUUUAAAAGAAAAGCUGUCAAAACUGAGUUGAUGUUUGUCCUUCAGACGUUGGCCAUGACUUCCAGCAUUUUUAAACUUGUUAUAGUUUACCAGCACUGCCAUAUUAUUAAAUAGAUGAUGAGGAGAAAGACAUUGUUGACGAAAAGGACCUGAUGGAAAUGGCACAUUUGUAACGAAGCAGUAAAGCGAUCUGUUUAGUUGUAACUUCCUGCUCUGUUUGGACCCACAGGAAUGAUUUCACUGCUGUCUUUAGUUUCCCCAAAGCCUUGUUUUAUUAAACGCUGGUCCUGCAGCUAAGAAGGAAUAAUUUAUUUAAUUGAAUGAUCUUUGAGAUCUUUAAAUAUCUUCUUUCUUUUUUUUAAUCCCACAGUUUUGUACUAAAAACCUGCAACCUGGAACUUUAGCUUGGUUUUAAUAAUUGAGGCAGUUUCUACUCUCUGCAGGACCUGGAGUAUGAUGGGGACAUGAUUGGACGUUAUGCAACUUAUUUUGUUAAAGAAGAAAUGAAAUACAAAUUAGGAUUUUAUGGAUUGUUGAACAGUGAUUGUACGUUCUGUUUGCUGAAGGUUUUAAUUUCACUAAUUCUUAGGUUUAUAUAAACCCUAAGAGUCUGACAGCUCAUCAGUCCUGGGCUCCUACAGGCCCAGUUUCAAGUCGUCGCUGAAUCUGUGUWAAAUCUACCGUAAUAAUGAAACAUUUCAGUUUUGUAUGAUGUUUUUUUUUUAGAUGCUAUUAAAAGCAUUUACCAGAUCAUCGUUGCUCCUCGAAAGCUUUUUAAAUUCUUUUAGUUUCCAUUUUUACAUCAAGACUCGAUCUCUCACACACACAUAAACAAACCUACACACAAAAAUUUCCAUUCAAAAAAAAAAUUUUUUUUUCCCAAGCCAUAAAUUUUUAUCAGUACUUUGAAUAAUUUUCUGUCAUGAAACUUGUGAGUAAAACAGGUGAARAAACAUAUUAACUUUGGACAUAGUUGUGCAUGUUUUUUUUUUUUUGUUUGUUUUAUGCGGAGGGGUUGGGGGUGUUAUAAGUUGAAAUUCCAACAGCAACUCUUAAGAUCGAAGGCAUUAUGUCUGUGGUGCAAUAAGGGGAAGUUUUAAAGUCUUGAAAAUGAAAGCACACUUCUUGUAAAUGUGUUGUUGUUUUUCUUUCCGGAUUUGAAACUAAAUAUUAAUUCUCAUGRUAAGAAUAUAAUGCCUUGAUUUCAGAAUUUGCUGUACAUAUCCAUUUAAUAAACGCUUUCUUUUGUUAAA
This is a messenger RNA of Austrofundulus limnaeus, 7493 nucleotides long. It is a transcript of the gene xrn1, whose product is annotated as 5'-3' exoribonuclease 1. NCBI's taxonomy places the organism in Eukaryota, Metazoa, Chordata, Actinopteri, Cyprinodontiformes, Rivulidae. Gene Ontology annotation, biological process: rRNA catabolic process; nuclear-transcribed mRNA catabolic process. Gene Ontology annotation, cellular component: nucleus. The record is from RefSeq and is a predicted model, not a curated record. Gene Ontology annotation, molecular function: 5'-3' RNA exonuclease activity; RNA binding.